AUGCGCUUUCCUCGUAACACCAUUUUUGUUAUCGACUCGCAUUUUGUCUGUGGGCCAUUUACAUCUCCUGAUCCUCUUUUCCAGCCAGGAGUCCCUCAACCCAGCACCCCAAACCUCACCACAACUUUCCCAACUGGGCACCCCAGUUCCUGCUGGGACCACCCGUCUCCAUCUCCAUUCCCAUCCCCAUCCCCAUCCUCAUCCCCAUCCCCAUCCCCAUCUCCAGCUCCAGCUCCAUCCCUGUCGCCAGCUCCAUCUCCAUCUCCCUCCAUCCCCAUCCCUAUCUCCAUUCUCAUCCCCAACCCCAUCCCCAUCCCCAUCCCUAUCCCCAUAUCCAUCCCGAUCUCCGUCCCGAUGCCUAUCCCUAUCCCUAUCCCGAUCUCCGUCCCGAUGCCUAUCCCUAUCCCUAUCCCUAUCCCUAUCCCUAUCCCUAUCCCUAUCCCUAUCCCUACCCCAUCCCCAUCCCCAUCCCCAUCCCCAUCCCCAUCCCCAUCCCCAUCCCCAUCCCCAUCCCCA
Molecule: messenger RNA, 516 nt
Organism: Nipponia nippon (crested ibis)
Lineage: Eukaryota; Metazoa; Chordata; Aves; Pelecaniformes; Threskiornithidae
Source: RefSeq, a predicted model, not a curated record